Cynoglossus semilaevis (tongue sole) is the source of this 8467-nucleotide messenger RNA. It is a transcript of the gene rerea, whose product is annotated as arginine-glutamic acid dipeptide (RE) repeats a. The transcript is spliced from 17 exons. Lineage: Eukaryota; Metazoa; Chordata; Actinopteri; Pleuronectiformes; Cynoglossidae. Gene Ontology annotation, cellular component: nucleus. Gene Ontology annotation, molecular function: chromatin binding; transcription corepressor activity; sequence-specific DNA binding. Bases 2108 to 6052 code for a protein of 1314 amino acids. The record is from RefSeq and is a predicted model, not a curated record. Gene Ontology annotation, biological process: regulation of DNA-templated transcription.
UUUGUACUGUUUUAUUAUUGGUGGCUGCAGCAAUAAAUAACUCCAAUUAGGGAAGUUACUUUGUCAAAAUGUUAUUAAAUAAAGAAAUGGAUAAGAUAACAUGGGUCCUACAUUAACACUUUCUUUUUUCAAAACUUUUUUUCUAUGACCCCAGAAAAGUCUUUAACAUACAGUAUUUUAAAACCAAACAACAAUGUAUUAAUUAUUUCACACAUAAAAUAAGAAUACCAAAAAUGUGAAUAAACAGUAAUUAACAGCACAUGCUUUAAAAAGAUGCUGUGUUAAAUGACAAUUAAAUAUAGUUUUAAUAAAUAAAAUGAAAGGUAAAAAUAAUCAUUACAGAAGUAAUUGACUUUUUGUUUAUUCCUUCCACAUUAGUUUUAAUGAUGCUCGCUGCUUGUUAUUCUCCAGUCGGUGUUAUCUGUGCUCACACACACACACACACACACACACACACAAAGGUCCUAAUGUGCUGUAAUUAUGGAGAAUGAGCUCAGGCAGACUCCCACAGUUCUUUGAUUGUUGAGAGUGUGUUGCUCUCUUCUGACUUUUAUCGUCUCUCUCCUAAGAAAAAUGAUCUGAAUUGGAAAAAGAACAACCAUCAGCACAUCAGACGUGUUUGUUCGUCUGACGAGUUGUUUGGAAGACAACCAGUCGUAGUGACGCACAAGACGAGUUUAAACAUCUCUGAUGGGAAAAACAUGAUCUUAGUCUGAGCAGUGAUUUAAUCCGGUUGUUUUAUGACCGAUAUAAUCAGUUCUCACUGCAGUAUUAACUCUUCAUUACUGCAGGUUACCUACGUACAUGACUACACAUCACAUGUGUUACCACUACUACACAACAACAACAACAACAACAGUAAUAUGAAUUAUUUGAAUUACCUGUUUGCAAAGAUUCUUUUGAAAAUGUAAACCUGUAAAUGUAAUUUUCUGAAAUUGGAUUUUUUUUAUUUUGAUUGUUCUCUAUAAUAUAAUAUUUUACUAAGGCUUUGUGGUGGACACCUGUCUGCAGAUAUUUGUGACUCUAAAUGUCACUAAAUUGUUUAGCUUUAAUGGAAUUGUACUACACAAGUUAUCAAUCAGUUGUUGUUCAGUUGUUCCACUGCAGAGUGAAGGUGUCAUUACCUUGAAAAUAAUCAAAAAAUCAUUUUACAGACAUUUUACAUAGUGCAAACUCUUAGAAAUGUGUAUAGACCAAAGUGCUAAAAACAUGAUUUUUCAAUCAGUGUUUUAAAUACUAAUAAUAAUACGUUAUUCAUUUGAUCAUUUCCAAAAUGUUGAUGAGACCUACUGCAUGAUAGAGUUUUGAUAUGAUAGUUUUAGAACCACAGAGUUCCAUGAAUAGUUUUUGUGACUUGUUUAUGUGACUUUGGUCAUGAACUGAUGAUGGAUGUCCAGCAUGUGCUGAGGUGAAACCUCCACUUUGCCACACACACACACACACACACACACAGGUGGGGGCGGGAGGUGUGUUGUGAGGAUUUGAUUGACAUGUUGGUUGGUGUAUUACUGAUGAUGAUGACGUUAGUGCUUGACUGAGGGAGGAUUUACAUACUGGGAGAUUAUGACGUGUUGCAGUGACAGCUGUCGUUGUGUUAUGGCCAGUGAUGGUUGCCAGUUGAGAACCCCCCUGUUGAGGGGCCCCGUUCACCCUCGGUCUCCCCCUCCCUCCCUGCGUCUCUCCUCCAGCCUCUGAUGCUUUUGGUAUUCACUGCGCGCUGUCUGCAGCUUCUGCAAAUUCACUCUUGUUUAUUAUGGCUCAGACGGACGUGCAGAGAUGACUUCCGCGUCAUGCACGCCUCCCCGUUCGUCAGUCAGUCUGUCGGUGUGUCUGUGCGGGUCCGUGCACGUGCGCGUGCAUGUGCACGGCGCCGAGGUCGCAGCACAUGCUCAGUAGUGUCCGCAGAGAAGCAGCGAGCGGAGCUGGCGUCGCUGUACGUGCAGGCUGAGGUCACAGCACAAGCUCAGUGAACACCUCUGUGUCUGGCCAGCCGCUCCGCGCCUCUCCAUUUUUCAGCACCGUAGAGACCACAUAGGUGCUAGAGAGGGGAGCUCCGUCCAGAGCCGGCAGUGCAGACCGAGUGUCAGCACCCAAACCUGAGGGCUCGAUGUCUGACAUGGACGAUCUGUUCAGUCCCAGGAGGCGACUAAACAGCACACAAGGGGAAAUCCGAGUGGGACCCAGUCACCAAGCCAAGCUCCCGGAGCUGCAGCCUUUCCCCUCUCCUGGCGGCCAGUCUGUGACUGAAAAUGAGGAGCUGGUCUGGAUGCCAGGGGUCAAUGACUGCGACCUUCUCAUGUACCUCAGAGCUGCAAGGAGCAUGGCUGCCUUCGCUGGAAUGUGUGACGGCGGCUCCACAGAAGACGGGUGUCUCGCCGCCUCUCGAGACGACACUACAUUAAACGCACUUAACACUCUUCAUGAGAGCAGCUACGACGCAGGAAAGGCUCUGCAGCGCCUGGUGAAGAAGCCAGUCCCCAAACUGAUAGAGAAGUGCUGGUCAGAGGAUGAAGUGAAACGCUUCAUUAAAGGACUGAGACAGUUCGGCAAAAACUUCUUCAGGAUCCGGAAGGAGCUUCUUCCCAGCAAAGAAACGGGAGAACUCAUCACCUUCUACUACUAUUGGAAGAAGACUCCAGAAGCAGCCAGUUGUCGAGCCCACCGUAGACACCGUCGCCAACCUGUCUUCCGCCGCAUUAAGACACGAACUGCUUCGACCCCCGUCAACACUCCCUCGCGGCCACCCUCCAGCGAAUUUUUGGACCUCAGCUCAGCCAGCGAAGAUGACUUUGACAGCGAAGACAGCGAACAGGAGCUGAAGGGCUACGCCUGCCGCCACUGCUUCACCACCACCUCCAAGGACUGGCACCACGGGGGCAGAGAGAACAUCUUGCUGUGCACAGACUGUCGCAUUCACUUCAAGAAGUACGGAGACCUGCCCCCCAUCGAGAAGCCUGUGGACCCGCCGCCAUUUAUGUUCAAACCUGUCAAAGAGGAAGAGGAUGGACUCAGCGGGAAGCAUAGCAUGAGGACCCGACGGAACCGCGGCUCGAUGUCAACAUUACGAAGUGGUCGUAAGAAGCAAACAGCCAGUCCGGAUGGAAGAGCCUCGCCUACCAACGAGGAUUUGCGCUCCAGUGGACGAACUUCACCCAGUGCAGCGAGUACUGACAGCACAGACAGCAAGACGGACUCCAUGAAGAAGCCAAACAAGAAGAUUAAAGAAGAGGCUCCUUCACCCAUGAAAAGUGCCAAACGGCAGCGAGAAAAGGGAGCGUCUGACACGGAAGAUUCCGAGAGGGCCAGUGCCAAAAAGUCCAAAACACAAGAGCUUAGUCGACCCGACUCGCCCUCAGAGUGUGACGGUGAAGGUGAGGGAGAAGGCGAGAGCUCCGAUGGGCGUAGCAUUAACGAGGAGCUCAGUAGCGAUCCUAAGGACAUUGACCAGGACAACAGGAGCUCCUCCCCCAGUAUCCCCAGCCCCAGAGACAAUGAGAGCGACUCAGACUCCUCUGCCCAGCAGCAGCAGCUGCUGCAGAGCCAACACCCUCCUGUCAUCCAGUGUCAACCUGGCACCUCAGCAGCCUCCUCGGGACCUCCUCCACCACCUACGACCUCAGCACCUUCACUGCCCCCGCAGGUUUCCCCCACAGUGGCCUCCACCUCUCUACCUCCCCAGCCUCUGCCCCAGGCGACUCCGAUGUCCCUCAUCCAGUCAGGAGCGUCCCUUCACCCUCAAAGGCUUCCAUCUCCUCAUUCACCUUUGAGCCAGGCUCCGCCCCCUGGACUCCCACUCCCUCCUACGUCAAUACCCAGUUCGCAUCAUGGGCCGAUGCCUCCCAUGCCUCACCCCUUGCAGCCUGGCCCAUCACACAUGCCCCAUCCUCACUCCAUGCCCCCUCAGGGCUUUCCUGUGGGUCAGUCUCAGGUCCCACCAUUGCCAGUCCCUGGCCAAUCACAGCCCAGGUCACACACACCUCCGUCCCAGCCCCAGCCGUCAGCUCAGAGCGGAGGUCAACCUCCCAGGGAACAGCCUCUACCCCCUGCUCCGCUCUCCAUGCCUCAUAUCAAGCCUCCACCGACCACACCCAUCCAACAGUUAUCCAACCCACAGUCCCACAAACACCCGCCCCACGUAUCGGCACCUCCAUUUCCUCAGAUGCCUUCAAACCUGCCUCCGCCUCCUGCCCUCAAGCCCCUCAGCUCUUUAUCCACCCACCACCCUCCGUCGGCGCACCCGCCACCUCUUCAGCUCAUGCCACAGGGGCAGCAGCUUCAGCCUCCGCCAUCCCAGCCCCCAGUUCUCACCCAGUCACAGACCCUCCCACCCUCAGCCAGCCACCAGCCUCCUCCUGCUCCUCCUCUGCCUCCCUCCGCAGCAGCAGCAGCAGCAGCAGCAGCAGCCUCCCAUCCCGGUGGACCAUCGCAGCCGCCGUUCUCAUCCCAUUCUUUCAGUGCAGUUCUACCUCCAACCGGCCCCCCCUCAUCGUCCUCAAACUCUAUGCCUGGACUACCACCUCCACCUUCCUCUGCUUCGUCAUCCUCCAUCUCCAUGCCACUCCCUGCCUCAGUCUCGUGUGCCGGCCCGGGCCCAGCACUUCCGCCAGUACACAUCAAAGAAGAGCCAUUGGAUGAGGCGGAAGAGCCGGAGAGUCCCCCGCCCCCGCAGAGAAGCCCAUCACCGGAGCCUACGGUGGUCAACACGCCCAGCCAUGCCAGCCAGUCAGCACGGUUCUACAAGCACCUGGACAGAGGGUACAACUCCUGUGCUAGGACAGACUUCUACUUCACUCCUCUGGCGUCGUCCAAACUGGCCAAAAAGCGAGAGGAAGCUCUGGAGAAAGCCAAGAGGGAAGCAGAACAGAAAGCCAGGGAAGAAAAGGAAAGAGAGAGGGAGAGGGAAAAAGAGAGAGAACGAGAGCGGGAGAGAGAAAAGGAAGUGGAGCGAGCUGCGAAAGCCUCCAGUUCUUCCCACGACGGCAGAAUGGGUGAACCUCAGAUGGCAGGCCCCGCCCAUAUGCGCCCGCCCUUCGACGGCCCCCCCACUACAAUUGCAGCUGUGCCUCCUUACAUCGGCCCCGACACCCCUGCCCUGCGCACCCUCAGCGAGUACGCUCGGCCACACGUCAUGUCCCCCACCAAUCGAAACCACCCCUUCUUUAUGUCCCUCAACCCUGCUGACCCGCUGCUGGCCUAUCACAUGCCCGGUUUGUAUAACGCCGACCCUGGCAUGCGGGAACGCGAGCUGCGGGAGCGUGAGAUGCGGGAGAGAGAGAUUCGUGAGCGUGAGCUGAGGGAAAGAAUGAAGCCAGGUUUUGAGGUUAAGCCUCCUGAAAUGGACACACUCCACCCUUCCACAAACCCCAUGGAGCACUUUGCCCGGCACGGGGCCAUCACGUUGCCCCCCAUGGCCGGCCCCCACCCAUUUGCGUCCUUCCACCCGUUAGACCGUGAGCGGCUGGCCCUCGCGGGGCCACAGCUGCGGCCUGACAUGAGCUACCCGGAGAGACUGGCCGCGGAGAGACUUCACGCCGAGAGGAUGGCCACGGUGGCCAACGACCCCAUCGCCCGUCUGCAGAUGUUCAACGUUACGCCACACCAUCACCAGCACUCGCACAUCCACUCCCAUCUACACCUGCACCAGCAAGACCCUCUGCACCAAGGUGGUGGUGAAUGUCUUGUGUGUCCGUCAGGUUCCGGGGCCCACCCCCUGGCCGUAGACCCUCUGGCAGCUGGACCUCACCUGGCUCGCUUCCCGUACCCGCACGGCGCCAUCCCCAACCCGCUCCUCGGCCAACCGCCACACGAACACGAGAUGCUGCGUCACCCGGUCUUCGGUGCUCCUUACCCACGCGAACUACAAGGAGGUUUGCCGCCGCCCAUGUCUGCAGCCCACCAGCUGCAGGCCAUGCACGCACAGUCAGCUGAGCUGCAGAGGUUGGCCAUGGAGCAGCAGUGGCUCCACGGUCACCAUCACAUGCACGGAGGACCCCUGCCUGGUCAGGAGGACUACUACAGCCGGCUGAAAAAAGAGAGCGACAAGCAGCUGUAAAGGCUCAGUGAGUGAGGGGACAGCCGCAGACGGACGCAGGACAGAGGUAGUUGUUACAGGGAUGUUCUCUGCUGAAUCCUCUCUAAGACACAUUCAGUUCUGAGGAACAGAAAAGGCCGACUGGAUCGUCUGGGAACUCUUUGGAUAUUUUUUUUUUCUUUUUCUUCUUUUUUUUCUUUUUUUCAGUUCACGUCAAAGACUUUUUUUCUAAUUAUUUUUCAAGACAUUGACUUUGUUUGGUAUAUAGCCAGUAGUGACAACGUCCACAAGACUCCUUCUGCAUGAGAAGCUUCCCUGACAUUAUUUUGUAGGUGCUAGAAGAAGAAGACACUGUGCUUAUCAACUACAACAACUACAACAACUACAACAAGGACAAAAAAGACAAAGACCGGUCAGGCCGUUUAUUGAAAAAUAACAAGUGCUAUCUUAAAUUCAACAUUUAUUUUAAUACAUUGUCGGAGGUUUUUUCAUAAUUUUAAGAGAAGCUACAGCAUGGCGUUUUUGAGUCUGUAAAUAGUAUAUAUAUAAACAUAUAAUUAUUAUUAUAAUUAUUAUUAUUACUAGGUGUGGACUCCAAACCAAGUCGUUUCAACCUCCAGUAAUACUUGUUUUGGACGCAUUAUCCCUUUGUUUCAGAGGGGAGCACAAUGGCAUUAAAGAGCAGUUUCUGAGAGAGUUACAGUUCAGUUGUGACGUUCCUCUGACAUCACUGUGUUAGAUUUAGUCCCAUGUUGAAAAAACAAAGACAAAUGCUUCACUGCUUCCAUCCAACGCUGACCUUCCACACGCAGCAGGUCGUCAGAAUGUUCAGACUUAAACACCUGGAGUUCACCAUGCGAUGAAAACACUUGAACGGGCUUUGGUGGCGCGCAUGCCAGAGCUGUUGGUUUUAAAUGGUAAACUAAUUUGCACUGAGGGAGGCUUAACUCACGCUCCACUCUAUUGGUUUUUACUCUCUUCUUUUCCUUUAUUAUUAUUAUUUUUUUUUACAUCAACACCUGAAAUUGUAAUAAAGCUUCAUUAGGUUUGCUUUUACUUUUGAUCAUGGUUCUUACAAUAUGGAUGCCAGAAACACAUUUGGCUGAAAUGAAGCCUUUGGAAAAAAAAGGUUUUAUCCUUUUAAACAAUUAGGCUUGAAUUUUAAUGUCGUUAACUAUGAAACCAGAGAUGAACACUUUUUUUUUUACAUGUGUAAAUGUUUUUCAGUGACUGCUGGUUUGUGUUUUUUCUGUUCCAUGUUUGAUGCAGAGCUCAAAUCAGACCCAGGCCUGGUCCACACUUAGUCUGGUUCUUUUGAAAAUAGAGGUUUUCCUCAUUUAGUUAAGCCUGAGUCACAGACGUAGUUUCAUUGACCUGGAAUUUUUGUCAGUUGUCAAAGAAAUUUAAGUCAUGUCCAUGGAGUUCAUUCCCUAGUUUUCAGACACUAAGUCACAGAAGAGUUUAGUUUGAGUUGAAUCUCUGUUUUCAAGUCUGUCACUUACAAAUAAUUUGAAUCAUCUACUUGUGGACGCGGCCGAAGUCGUUCUUCAUUAUUAGGUUGUAAUAAUGCUCACUGUGACACUAGGAGGAGUUCUGUUAUCAUGUGACCAUGUGUGUUUGCGUGUGUGAGCGGGUGUAUGUUAGCAUUUGCCUUCGUUCCUUAAGGAUACACACCACUUCCUGCUGUCAGGAGUGUGUGUCUUCGUGCCACUGACUGUUACCUGUAGUACUGAGCUGUCUGUCUGAUCAGUGCACACAAGCCCCCAUUUUUUUUUUUUUUAAUUUUUAAUUUUUUUUUUUAAUCCAUGACGUAAGGUCUGCAUUUUAUCUGUGCACUAAGACUGUUUAACUGUGGCUUUUUAUUUUAGUCCGAUGAAGAAACUCGUAUUUGCAUUUUAAAAUGGUCAAACGGUCUGUUGGAGCACUCUGACGUCUAAAUGGUUGCAAACAUCUUGAAUCUCAUUUCCCUGUUUUUAAAAAUUCAAAAAAAGACCUGACAACAACCGGUCACUGUCUCGCCUUCUCCCACUGAUUCCUGUCUCUUCUGACGACAUGAUCGGCAUCAUCAUCAUCAUCAUCAUCAUUAUCAUCGUCGAUCUCCUCCUCCUCUGCCUGGUUUCCUGAUCACCUUGCCUUUUACUCCCUCUUUUUGUGUCUCCAAUACCUUUGAUGUUAAGUGUUGUCAAUGGUUUAGCUUCUUGUUUCAAAGCGGCAAUAGCAGAAUGUACAUUCUGACUGCUAAGAUUUAUAUAUAUACUGGUAUCUUGAAGCUUAUUGUAUAUAUGAGUAGUCGCCAUGGGAUGACACAAUGUAAACAAAAAGUAGAAAUAAUAAGAAAAAUUGUGAGUCCUGUGUUCUUUCCAUUUGAGUAUUUUGUAAUUUUUUUGAAAAAUUUGUGGAAUUAAAAUAAACGACUAAGUUACACCACAAAAUACA